CGGAUUCCGAUAAAAAAAAUCAUCUGGAUGUCUCACAGGCUAACAGCUCUGUGACAGGCUUCACCUACCAGAGGGAGAGGGUGAGAGAGAUUAAAUGUGAAAGAACGGGAGGGAGAAGGCGAGACAGAGAGAGAGCAAGCAGCAGAGAAGGAUCCCCAGGACCCAGUUCUGAUCUCACAACUGAACACUGACUGCAGAAAGGACACUUGCGAGCUGCAGGUUUGACAGCACUCUGGGUAGAAGAGGACCUCUGGGGAAACACACACAGGAAGUUUUUGUUGUUGAAAACAAGCAGCUGAGCAAAGCAUCAUGGCAAGCCAUCAGGCAGUGAAAAUCUUCAAGAAAUCUUCCAUCCCAGGAGUUACGAUCACUCAGUUUGUUGAUGAUAUUCCAGAAGGAUGCAGUACACCUGACUUUGAGCGGAAACCUGUCACCCUAACAUUACAGGAAGGUAAAAAUGCCAUUUUCAGAGCUGUGGUCAAAGGUGUCCCGACCCCUAAUGUGGAAUGGAAGCGUACAAAAGGAGGAAUGGGUGAUCCUGCCAAAUAUGAAACAUUCUUCAGUGCAGUUACAAAUGAAUUCAUUCUGCAGAUAAAUAAACUCACUGCAGAUGAUACUGAUUUGUUUCGCUGCUCUGCUGUGAAUGAAUAUGGGGAAGCUGUGUGCACUGCUGGCCUCAGGAUCAUACAAGUUGGCUUUAAGAGGAAAGCGAAACAGGUUCCCAUUCAUCCUGCUGAUGAAUUAAAGAAGAAACUUCAGGACUUCAGGAAGCUGCUGAGAAAGCGAGCCCCACGACCAAAACCAAAACCAGUGGACAUGGAAGCAAUCUGGCAACUCUUGCUGCAUGCAGAUAAAAGAGAUUAUGAAAGAAUCUGUAUGAAAUAUGGAAUUACAGACUUCCGUGGGAUGCUGAGAAAGCUGCAGGAAAUAAGGGAGCACACAGAGACUGAGCAUGGAAAAUUAGUGCACAGUAUCAAGAACCAGCAACACAUCAGGGUCAACAAAGAGGGAAGGGCUACAUUCAAACUAGAGAUGGACUUGAAAAACAGUAACAGCAAAAUUUAUCUGCUUAAGGAUGGUGAGAGGGUGAGAUAUGGAACAGGGGAUGAAUACAGAAAGCACUGCCUGAGGCAAGUAGGAAAAAGAUACAAUUUCAUUGUCAACGAUGUGCAGCCAGAAGAUGCAGGCUUGUACCAAGUCAGAGUGGAGGAUGUGCCCGUUUUCUCAACUGAGUUGGAAGCUGAAUCCAUCCCUGUGAGAUUUAAGCAUCCACUCAGUGAUGUGCAUUGCCCUGAGGAAGAAAAUGCUAUCUUUGAGUGUACCCUACAUACUCCCUGCUACGAUGUUCUUUGGCUACACAGAACCCACCUCCUUGAGGGAAGUGAGAAACACCAGAUCUCUGUAACACCUGAUGGUCUGACACACCAGCUGAUUAUCAAAAAUGUUCUGCCCUCUGACAGUGGCAUGUACACACUCGACACUGGGCUCUGCUCCUCAAAUGCCUGGCUUAUUGUAGAAAAUGCCAAAGGAAAGAGGAGACAGGAUGAAGGAGAUGAAAGAGAGAAAACUGGCUGGCUGAAAGGAACAUUGUCAGAUAAAGACAGGGCUAAGAAACUUCGACAAGGAGAAUAUCUUGGUGAACAAGAUCAUCUUAUGGACAUUAGCAUGGAAGAAGAUGGCUUGUACAGAAAUGGCCAAGAAGGCAGUCAAGACUACUCCAUUGAUGUUGAUGGCAGACGUAGAUUUUUGGGACAAGAAGGGCGAGAUGGAGCCCACAGAAAUGGAAGAAUGGGGUUUGGGCAGUUUUCUAGAGCAGAGAUAGAUGGAGACUCAAUGACAAGUGGUGGUAGUAGCAGUAGAUUUACAGGUUUAAGAGAUACAAGUGGAUUAAGGUCUUUCCGUGGUGAGGGUUCUGUGACAGGCAGAGCAGAUAUUGGUGAUGGAUUAGGAGAAGCAGGUGGAUGGUAUUCUGUGGAUGGCAGAGGUGAUGCUAGAGCUGGAUUCAGAAGUACAGAAGGUUUAGACACUCUUCAUGGCAAGGGUACUGUAUUUGAGGAUACUAGUGCUGGUACUGGGGCGAGGGUGGGAGAAACAGGCAGGAAGGGAUUUCUUUAUGGCAAAAAGGGUUCAGUAGUUGGAGCUGAGGCUAGCCUAGAUGAAAAAGGAGGUAGGGGUUCUCUUUAUCAAGAGGAGAGUAUGAUGGAAACAAAUGGUUUUAGCAGUGCUGGUGUAGGUGGGAUGCGUUCUCUGUCUGACAGGGAUGCUAUCCUAGGUGGAGCCAGUCAUGGAACUGGUCAAAGGGCUGACGCGAUUGUGGGGUCUUUUCAAGGUACAAAUGCCACAAGAAGUGGAUCCAGAGGUGUAGGAGGCAGGGACUCUCAAGAUGGUAAGGAUGGUGUGUUGGAUAUUCUUAGCACUGACAUGGGUGAUGCACAAGGUUUGGACUCUCGGCAUGACAAGGAUGGUAAAUUAGAUGAUGCUAGUUACAGUGAGACUAGUCCAGGGACUGGAGCUGGUAGGAAUGCUGCAGGUACUGCGAUUACUGGAGGAAUAAGAUCCUUCCAUGGCAAGGAUGACCUGCCUACUGUAGCUGGUAUUAAUGGAACAAGUAUAAAUAGAGGAGAAAUGGGGACUCCCUAUGGUAAGGAUGACCUGAGAGUUGAAGCAAGUGGUCCUGCAGGUAAGGGAGAAAGAACUGGCUUGCUGUAUGGCCCAGAAGGUAUGCCAACUGGAGAUGGGGCUAGACCUGAUGCAGGUGGCAAUUCUGUAGGCAGAAUGGGGGCUUUGUAUGGCCCAGAUGGUCUGCCAGGUGAAGAAGGUCUUGGUGAUGCCACUGCUGUUAACACUGGGGGGUUCUGCAGUAAACACAGGCAGUCAGGUGAAUCUGGGGCUGGAGGUGGAAACUGGAUUGGAGCUGAUGUGGCAGGUAAAGGAGGAAUGGGGUACCCCUAUGGAAAGGAUGGUCUCCCAGUGGGAAUGGGAGCUGGGGCUAGGGAUGGUGUUGCUGGUGUUGGUGUUUUGGGAGGUGUUGGGACUCCCUAUGGAAAGGAUGGUCUUCCAGCUGGGACUGGUGUUGGUGGUUUGGGAGGUGUUGGGUCUCCCUAUGGAAAGGAUGGUCUUCCACUGGGAAUAGGAACUGGGACUGCUGGUGGUGGUGCUGGAGUUGGUGGUAUGGGAGGUGCUGGGACUCCGUAUGGAAAGGAUGGACUUCCUGUGGGAAUGGGAGCUGGGGCUGGUGUUGGUGGUGCUGGGGUUGGUGGUAUGGGAGGUGUUGGGACUCCCUAUGGAAAGGAUGGUGUUCCAACUGGGACUGGUGUUGGUGGUAUGGGAGGUGUUGGGUCCCCCUACGGAAAGGAUGGUCUCCCAGAUGGUGUUCCAGCUGGGACUGGUGUUGGUGGCUUGGGAGGUGCUGAGUCUCCAUUUGGAAAGGAUGUUCUCCCAGUGGGAAUAGGAGCAGGGACUGCUGGUGGUGGUGGUGGUGUUGGUGCUUUGGGAGGUUCUGGGACUUCCUUUGGAAAAGAUGGACUUCCUGUGGGAAUGGGAGCUGGUGGUGGUGUUGGUGGUGUUGGUGGUAUGGGAGGUGUUGGGUCUCCCUAUGGAAAGGAUGGUCUUCCUGUGGGAAUGGGAGCUGGGACUGGUGUUGAUGGUGCUGGAGUUGGUGGUAUGGGAGGUGUUGGGUCUCCCUAUGGAAAGGAUGGUGUUCCACUGGGAAUAGGAACUGGGACUGCUGCUGGUGGUGCUGGAGUUGGUGGUAUGGGAGGUGUUGGGUCUCCCUAUGGAAAGGAUGGUGUUCCACUGGGAAUAGGAACUGGGACUGCUGGUGGUGGUGCUGGAGUUGGUGGUAUGGGAGGUAUUGGGACUCCCUAUGGAAAGGAUGGUGUUCCACUGGGAAUAGGAACUGGGACUGCUGCUGGUGGUGCUGGAGUUGGUGGUAUGGGAGGUGCUGGGACUCCCUAUGGAAAGGAUGGUGUUCCAGCUGGGGUUAGUGUUGGUGGUGCUGGAGUUGGUGGUAUGGGAGUUGCUGGGACUCCUUAUGGAAAGGAUGGUGUUCCAGCUGGAGAAGGUAUUGGUAGUUCUGGUGCAAGGGGAGUUGGCUCUUCCUAUGGAAAGGAUGGUCUCUCAGCUCUGGGUGUGUCUGGAGCUGCUCAUUUUCCUUUUGGAGGUGAAGGAGGAAUGGGGCCUUAUGACAGCAAGAAUUCUAUGCUGAGCAGAGCUCAAGGAUAUUUAGGUGGAGCAGGAGGAGCUGCUUUUCCUCAUGGCAGGUCAUCUUCAGAAGGUGGGGGUGUUGUUGGUGCCUCUGCAAUGCAAGCUGCUGGGUCUCCCUAUGGCAAGGAUGGUGUGUCAGCUGGCUCCAGGGUGGGGGCAGGUGGUGUUGGCAAUUUGGGAAGUGAUGAAAGGGGGUUGCAUUCAGUCCGUGGUAGAGAAGGUGUGGAAGGUGCUAUUGGCCUAGGUGAUGAAUCUGGGCUGGAUUCCCGUCCUGGCAAAUUUUCUAUGCGAAGUGAAGCUGGAACUGGUGCUUACAAAGAUUUCAGAGGAUCAGGACACGAAGGUUCACACAAUGAGAGAGAUUCACUUUCAGGGAAAGGAGGUGCCAGGGGUGAGGACAGGGAUUUAGGACAGUUAGGCUCCUAUUAUAGCAAGAAUUCUGCCUUUGGUGGAGCAGGAAGUAAAUCCAAUAACAAAUCUGUUGAUGGGAGGAAGUCAGGUGUUCUUGGUGAAAGUUCACUGGGUUAUGAUCAGAUGUCAGGUCUGGAUAGUGGUCCUUCUUCAGUAAAUCGGAGAAAACAGAUACCUGGCCUUGAUUUUAAAGCAAAAGAAUACUUGAAGAAUACAGACAGUAUGGAAAAAAGAAGACAUUUUCCCCAAGAUGAUUUGAAAGCACCACGCUGUCGUGUCAACAAACCAUUAGCAGAUGUCAGAGUCCUGAAAGGGGAGCCAGCCGAGCUGUCUUGCACUGUCAGUAAUGAUGAAGUGAAAGGAACCUGGUUUAAAGAUGGAUUAAAGUUAAAAAGCAUGGAUGGAGUCCUUUUUGAAAAGGAAGGCUCAAUCCACAAACUGAUUAUUAACAAAGUAGAAGAUAUUCAUGCUGGAAAAUAUAAGUUUGAAGCUGCAGGUGUAAAAACUGAAGCUUCUAUUUUUGUUGAAGAUCCUCCUCAUGUUGACAAAGUUCUCCUCAAAAACCUAACAAAUGUUCCUAUUGUGGCCAAGGCUGGGCAGAAAAUAAAGAUCAAAAUCCCUUUUGAGGGCCAGCUGCCAAUCAGAGCAACGUGGCUAAAGGACAGAAUGGAGCUAGUAGAUGACACAAGGAUUCGUGUUGAUAAAGCAGAUACCUUUACCAUGUUGUCCAUCUCCAGCAGUGAGAGAAAGGACUGUGGGGAUUACAAAGUCAGGCUGAAGAAUGACCAUGGAGUCCUGGAGAUCGACCUAAAGCUUGUGGUAAUAGACAAGCCACAGCAACCCACAGGACCCAUCAAAGUUGUAGAAAGUUCCACAAGUGACAUCACCAUUCAGUGGAAGCCCCCAAAGGAUGAUGGGGGCAAACCAGUACAAAGCUAUAUUGUUGAGAGGCAGCAAGUAGGCAAGGAAGACUGGGUGACUCUGGGAGAAACCCCCAAAAGCUGUACCACUUUCACUACCAACAAAGUAGAACCAAACAUGAGCUACUACUUCAGGGUGAGAGCUGUGAAUGCAGAGGGAACCAGCGAUGCACUGGAAUCAGAUGAGGUGAAGGCUGUCAGUAAAGCUUCACCUGGUCCCCCAGAUCCCCCUGAGAUCAUCAGUGCCAGCAAGGAAACCAUCACAAUAUCCUGGAAAGCACCUCGUAAAACUGGCAGUUCCCGAAUUGUGGGGUACAUUGUUCAAAAACGCAAGAAGGGUACCAAUAUCUGGGUGCCAGUCACCAAUGUGCCUGUAGCAGAGAGGAAAUUGAAAAUGACCAAUCUCAAGAUGGGGCUGCAGUAUGAAUUUCGCGUGGCAGCUGUCAAUGCUGCUGGUGUAGGAGAAGCCAGUGCACCAUCACAGCCUGUCUUUGCUCGAGAUUCCACAAAACCUCCAGGUCAAGUGAGGGACCUUAGAGUGGCCAGCAAUGACAGCAGUAGCAUCACCUUGACAUGGAGAAAACCUGAACCUAAAGAUGGAGUUGAUGUGAAAGGCUAUGAGGUAGAGAUGCGAUCUUAUGACAACCUCAACUGGACCAAAUGCAAUGCUCUUCCUAUAGAGACAACCACGUACACAGUUAAAGGCCUGCAAGCCAAACAGUUAUAUUUCCUACGUGUGAGAGCCCUCAAUGACAGUGGCCUAGGAGAAGCUGCGGAGCUCCAAACUUGCACUGAAGCUGCUCCUCCUGUUGUUCCUCCCAGGUUCCUAAUAGAUGACAGCGUGAAAAGCUUCCUGAUUAUAAGAGCAGGCAAAACCAUCCGAGUGCCAAUUCCCUUUGAAGCAUCUCCGGAUCCGGUAGUGACCUGGUUAAAGGAUGGGCUUCCUCUACCAAAAAGGGCCACAAUAAAUACCGAACAUAGCACCACCGAACUGCUGAUUGAAGCAGCUGAGUUCUCUGACAGUGGCACCUACACUGUUGAGCUCCAGAAUGGGUCAAGGAAUAAAGAAGCAUUCAGCUUCCAAGUUCAAGUUACAGAUAUCCCACAGUCCCCUGGACCUAUUGAAUUGGAAGAGAACGUGCCAAAUACAGUGACAGUGACCUGGGAGCCAUCAGCAUCUGAGAAAUGGGAAAGUAAUCUCUACUACACGGUCCUGAUACGUGAAUCACAGAAGAGCUUGUGGCAAGUGGUGGGUGACCUGAUCUACACCAACAAGUUCACGUUCACCAAACUUAUCCCAGGCCGGGACUACUACUUUAGGGUUAUGGCAAAAAAUUACUUAGGAGCCAGUGGUCCGUCUGAAACUGUACAGCCAUGGAGACUUCGAAAAGAAAAGGCUGAAUUUCAAGUCAAACAACCAGAAUACAGGGAAGUUAAUCUAAAUCAAUCCCCAAGAUUCCUCGUCCAGUUGAAGCCUCAUGUGGUGACCACUGGGACAGAGUGCCAUAUGAGCUGUGCAGUUGCAGGCCAUCCACCACCGAAGAUCACAUGGUAUAAGGAUGGCAGGGACCUGUCCAAGGAUCCUAACUAUUUGUGCACAAAUGUCUUUGGUGUCUGCUCCCUGGUGAUCCUAGGUGUUGCAAAAAAUGAUGAAGGAGAAUAUAUGGUAGAGGCCACCAAUGAACUGGGCCGUGCAUUCAGCAAAGCUUUCCUCACCAUUAAAGACUCCUCCCUGUAGCAUGACCUUCCUGAAAACAUCUCUGCACUCCUGUGAAAACGAGAAAGUUUUCACUGUGAACUGGCUCUACACGAAAGCUAUGUAUCUAUUUUCAGAUGUGCAUGAUAGUCUGAGUGUUUUAUUUUUCUGAUCCAGUAGUUGUAUUUUGAGCAUGGUGCUGCACUGUAGUCAAAAUGGAAAAAAAGCUUUCAGGGAAUUGUAUCUUUUCAUAAUGAUCAUGGUUUUCCACUAUGACUUUUAAAAUACAUAAGAAGCUUCAAGAACGUAGAAGAUGAGAGGAAAAAAGAUUUGGCCAAAAUGAAACUUUCCAUGGAGAUCACGUGUGAGAUAACUUCUGUCAUACCACCCAGCUGCUGUCAGACAGUCACAAGAACAUUUCUUGACACUGUAGCUCUAUGAAGCUGACCUUUUGGCUUGUGGAUUUCUAAUCCACAGCAGUCAUUUUAGAUUCCAUGUAAUCCUUGGCAGGUUUCACAAUUCUGCUAGAAGCAGUUCUGCAUGAAUUCCACUACCAGUAGCAGCUAAGCAUAUUGUUUGCUUUAACCUCUAAGUUGAAUAGAGUAUCUGUCUGCAUUUUAAACACUGUCAGUUAUUUUUACCUGAGCGUGAGAUAAAUUCUCAGGCUAGGCUAACACAGGACAGCACUACUGGCAGUGAAAAUGCAUUGACAGGAGUGAAUGGAAAUCUAGUACCAGUUGUAUUUGUGUGGGCAGAUCAAUGCUGUACUUUAAGAAACUGCUAUAGCAAGUGCUAUAGAAAAGGAUGUAGAGGUCUUAAACCUCCACAUUAGUAUCAUCUUUGAAAUCUAAUUGCCCCUACCUUGUGACAUCCCUGGAAUAUUUUUGCAUAAUGGAAGAAGAGGUUAAAAUCUUUCAUGUUUGUGAUACCACCAGAGAACCUCAGCCAUGCCUGGGAGAUGCCAUCACUGAGUGGAGAAUGAGACUGGAAAGCAACAAUGUAUAAUGACUUCCCAAAGGAAUAACAUUGCAGCCUUAGCACCAAAGCUACUUUCAAGCUGCCAUCAUAGAAGGCAGGAGAAUCAACAUCAGACUUAAAGUCAUUGAAUUCUCAUACAGCCAGUCAAACAUUUAUGUGGGGCUGAAAUGCUGUUCUUGAUUAUAUUUUGUAGAGUGU
Messenger RNA from Struthio camelus australis, 8409 nucleotides. The record is from RefSeq and is a predicted model, not a curated record. NCBI's taxonomy places the organism in Eukaryota, Metazoa, Chordata, Aves, Struthioniformes, Struthionidae.